AUGUCUCUCAACGACAAGGACGUUACUCUCGGCGGCAACAAGGGCGUCGACCUCCACCCCGGCGUCGCCAACCCCACUGCCUCGUCCACACAUGCCGACCCGCUCGCGGCCAACUUUGUACGUCCCCCCUGGCUGCAAGCACUUGCGCCAGGCAUAUACUCACAGUUACCCCUCCCGGGCGCACAGGUGACAGACCCCACGACCGGCGCGCUCGGCGCGGGUGCAGGCGGCGACUUCGCGGGCCACCGCGAGGCGCGACGCAACUUCAGCAAAACGGCCGGCGUCGUCGAGGGCCGCCCCGGCAUCAUCGAGACAACCGACAUCGACCCGCUGAACGAGAACUCCAACAAAGAUGACGGCUGGGCGAACGCGACUGACGCCCCGUCGAGUCGCUCGACCGUGUCCGGCGCUGCGAACACUGCUUCGUCGUAUGCCGCGAGCGCGGCCUCCGUCGCCGCGGGUGCGGCGAAGGUGGCGUAUGGCCAUGUCGUGGGCGACGAGGCGACGAAGGAGGCGGGCAAGGAGGCUGUCUGGGGAAAGCAGUAA
Postia placenta MAD-698-R-SB12 is the source of this 546-nucleotide messenger RNA. RefSeq lists its product as hypothetical. The record is from RefSeq and is a predicted model, not a curated record. The transcript has 2 exons. Bases 1 to 546 code for a protein of 181 amino acids. Lineage: Eukaryota; Fungi; Basidiomycota; Agaricomycetes; Polyporales; Adustoporiaceae.